CCUAUUUCUAUAAUACAUGAAUUUAGAUUUCACAAUUUCCCAGUUCUUAUAAACAAAUUCAAAAAUCAAAUCAAAACCCACAAAUCAUAACCUACCAAUCUUUUUCAACAUAUUUUUAUAUAUAAUAAUUACUCUCAAUGCUCUUCAUUUUCUUUCCCCUUUCCUCGUUAAUGGCGGAUUCACGCAAUUCCUUUUUAUAUUAUAAUUCCUCCAAACCCCUUUGAAUCUUCCUCUUCAAAAACCCUUCACUCACCCAAAUUUCUCCAUCUGGGUUUGUUCCUCUUGAAAUGGCCCCACCGCCAUUGAAGCAGCUCACGACCUUGUGUUCAUCGAAACCUUCUCCCGUAACGACCCUUCUCUUCUUUAUCAUCAUCUGCGUUUUGGGUUUUUACACAUUUCAUUCUUCGAGCUCCUCGUCGUUCUCUGCAACUUCGAGUUUGAGAAAUUCCGUCCGGUACCGGCAGUUUCUUCUUUCAUCGGCGUCGAACUACACCGUCGCGUCGUAUCUCCGGUCGCUCACUCUUCAUCCCCAUCUCGCCGGAACGGAACCCUCGUCGGAAACAGUCCGAUAUGUGGAGUCUCAUUUCCGGGAUCUCGGAUUCGAAACGCACUCGAUUCGCUACGAUGCUCUGCUUUCUUACCCUAAAUACGCUUCUCUUACGGCUCGAUUGCCGAAUGGAAGUGUUGUUCAAAUUCCGUUAUCGGAGAAUGUUGAGGGCGUAGUUAAGCCGUACCACGCGUAUUCGCCGUCUGGUACGGCGUACGGCGUGGCGGUAUUUGUAAACUACGGCCGAGAUGAAGACUACCGGGCUCUGGCGGCGAUGGGUGUCACCGUCGCCGGAUGCAUUGCGGUGGCGAGAAAAGGGGAAUUUCCGAGGGGUGUGGUGGUGGCGAAGGCGGAGGCUAAUGGGGUAAAAGGGGUUCUAUUGUACGCCGACAGCGACGGGUAUAGACAGGGGUUUGAGAGAGGUACAGUGAUGAGGGGAAUUGGGGACCCACUCAGCCCUGGUUGGGCAGCCAUUGAUGGAGCUGAGAGGUUGAAUUUGAACGACAGUGAAGUUUUGAGAAAGUUUCCCAAAAUUCCUUCCAUGCCUUUGUCGGCUGAGGCUGCUGAGAUCAUUUUGAGUUCAUUGGACACUGCUUCCGUACCGCCGGAGUGGCGGGACACCACAAUCAAGCUCGGGACGGCGGCGGUGGGGCCUGGUGGUCCGACAUAUCUCAACUUCACUUACCAGGGGGAGAGAAAAAUAGCAACAAUUCAUAAUGUCUUGGCUGUCAUAAAGGGGUUAGAAGAGCCCGAUCGCUUUGUGAUUAUGGGUAAUCAUAGAGAUGCAUGGAGUUUCGGGGCAGUUGACCCGAACAGUGGAACAGCAGCCUUACUUGACAUUGCACGUCGAUUUGCUCUUUUGAGAAAGUUGGGGUGGAGCCCUCGAAGAACACUUCUUCUUUGCAGUUGGGAUGCUGAAGAAUUCGGUAUGAUAGGAUCUACUGAAUGGGUUGAGCAAAACAUUGUGAACCUUGGAACCAAAGCUGUGGCCUACCUUAAUGUAGAUUGUGCAGUUCAGGGACCAGGGUUCUUUUCUGGUGCAACCCCUCAGCUAGAUGAUCUCCUCCAUGAGGUUACUGCACAGGUCGAGGAUCCUGAUGUGAAAGGUGCAACUGUGUAUGACACGUGGACCGCCACAAAUGGAAUCGGCAAUAUUGAAAGACUUGGUGCCCUGAAUUCUGAUUUUGCUGCAUUUGUGCAACAUGCAGGAGUUCCUUCUAUUGAUGUCUAUUAUGGAAGAGAUUUUCCUGUAUAUCAUACUGCCUUCGACACAUAUGAUUGGAUGGCGAGUUAUGGAGACCCGUUGUUUCAUCGACAUGCGGCUGUUGGCAGCAUCUGGGGACUGCUAGCCCUUCGACUUGCUGACGAUUUAAUCCUCCCUUUCAGUUACGCCUCCUACGCGAAUCAGCUACAGGCAUACAGAGAUAAACUGAACGAUAUCUUAGAUGGAAGCGUAGCGUUGCAAUCGUUAUCAACGUCCAUCCACGAAUUCAAGUCCGCUGCCAAGGAAAUUGAGAACGAAGCAAAGAGAUUGAGAGAGCAAGAAACUUUUACUGCUGUGGCAUUGUUUCAAACGCGAGCGUUAAACGAUCGUUUGAUGCUGGCCGAAAGAGGGUUCUUGGACGUUGAGGGGCUUCGAGGCCGUACAUGGUUCAAGCAUCUUGUUUACGGGCCAUCGAGUGACUAUGAGAGUGCACUGUCUUACUUCCCGGGUAUUGCCAACGCAAUUUCGGAGUCGAUGAAAAUGAACCAAAGUGAAGGGCAGGGUGUAAUUCAGCAUGAGAUCUGGAGAGUGGUUAGAGCCAUUACAAGGGCUGCUGCUGCACUUAAAGGUGAACUCUCAUGAAACAAAAGGUAUCUAGACUUUUGUACAUUAAGCGAUACUAUAACUAGAGUAUCGAUCAUAAGUUGUUCCUUAUCAUGCACUCCGUUUCUCAUCAUCGUCGUCGAUGUAUCGUCCUCUUCUUCUUCUUCUGCCUUUUUCCUCGAAACUGAAGAUGCAUGGGUUGUAAAUUGUAAGAUAUGAGAGCCCUUUUCAUGAAAAUACCUCAUGUUCUCUACAUCUUUUC
This is a messenger RNA of Cucurbita moschata (crookneck pumpkin), 2616 nucleotides long. Its product is annotated as probable glutamate carboxypeptidase AMP1. The coding region runs from base 288 to 2393 and encodes 701 amino acids. Gene Ontology annotation, molecular function: carboxypeptidase activity. The transcript has 10 exons. The record is from RefSeq and is a predicted model, not a curated record. NCBI's taxonomy places the organism in Eukaryota, Viridiplantae, Streptophyta, Magnoliopsida, Cucurbitales, Cucurbitaceae.